This is a messenger RNA of Rhodofomes roseus, 1314 nucleotides long. RefSeq lists its product as uncharacterized. Lineage: Eukaryota; Fungi; Basidiomycota; Agaricomycetes; Polyporales; Fomitopsidaceae. The transcript is spliced from 3 exons. The record is from RefSeq and is a predicted model, not a curated record. Bases 141 to 968 code for a protein of 275 amino acids.
CCGCACGUCCAGAUGCUGACUCGCCAAGUUCUCCCUCGGUGCCCCCAAGAGGACUCGAUUCGAGCGAAAACACCCAGCCUCCUGCUAGUGGUUCGCUUAAAGUUGAUACCGACAGUUCGUUCGCCAGGGCCUUCAAUGCGAUGUUGAUACACAACCAAAACCUCAACGCUCCCGCACGUACUCCCGAUGACUCCAACAGCUCUCCUUCUCCCGCACGUCCACUGGCAUCCGCUGACGCCCACGGCUCUCCCUCGCCGUCGAGCGGCCUCGACUCGAGCGAAAGGAUCGGCGCUCCUACAGGUCCCCGAUUGGAUCUCAACUCUCCCUCGACGUCAUCGGGGGCGUCGGCCAGCAUCUACGCGCAUCCUCGUACAGCUACUACAAGUCCGGCGCCAACCGACGCCCGGCCGUCGUCAAGAGGACAAGGCGAGUCUCCCCGGAACACCAGAGGGGGUGCUCGCAGGGGCCGCAGAUCAAACUUGGGAUCUUCAUCGUCUGCCUUGUCGGCGCCCACGCAUGGUCAUGGCGGUAGCCCAUCCAGAGCGUCAACCAGACCUGCCGAAGACCACCCGGGUCGCUCUUCCAAGUGCUCCAGGCGGGAGUCAUCACCGGUGCGACUGACACAGGCACCGCCGACACCACGGAUGACGGACGCAAAUGUGGAGCAGGUAUCAUCUCCCAGCUCGUCGACAUCAGCUGGGGUGCCCUCAAGCUCCACGUCAUCUACGGAUUGGAACGACGUCGACUGGGCUGCAGUCAGUCGUGCAGACUCGGAGCGUGCCGCGGCGUCUGCACAGGGCGCCGAGAACGGAGACAGCCCUCAAGGGCCUCAUCGUGGGUCUCGCAAUCAACGCGGACGGUAUCAGGGCACGCCUUACCACAGGUCACAGGCCACAGCGGGCGGUAGGCGGGGAAGAGGCAACGGACGUACAGAAGGACAACCCACUGGGCGACAAGGUAUGCCGUGAGGUGCCGAGAGGCACUGUUUUCCUCGUUCUGACAUCCUACACCGUCCCACACAAGCGUCUUUCUCGGGACGCCGCGUCACGGACGUUGGGCUUCGGCUCUUCAACGUUUUCUGAGCUAAAUACCGAAUCGCGACCCUCCACACGAUAACAAUCGGACCAGCUCGUAUUAUCUCGCACUAUCAUCAGCCACGGCUCAUAUACCCUCGCAACAAGAUACAUACAUGCCACAUAUACCCCAUAUACCCACUAUACCAUCUGUAUCCCCAUGUAUCUGGCAUAAACCCAGACUGGCAUACUAGUACUGUAUCUCUAAACAUGCAAAUUUGACUAGCAGCCUUCGCAGUGA